This is a messenger RNA of Onychomys torridus (southern grasshopper mouse), 1895 nucleotides long. Its product is annotated as apolipoprotein L3-like. Gene Ontology annotation, biological process: lipid transport; lipoprotein metabolic process. The transcript is spliced from 4 exons. The coding region runs from base 168 to 1160 and encodes 330 amino acids. Gene Ontology annotation, molecular function: lipid binding. Lineage: Eukaryota; Metazoa; Chordata; Mammalia; Rodentia; Cricetidae. Gene Ontology annotation, cellular component: extracellular region; membrane. The record is from RefSeq and is a predicted model, not a curated record.
GCAGUCAGCUGCUUCUUAUUGGGACGCUGAUGUGCAACCAGUGAGCUGAUGUGCAAGACAAGAUUCCAGCACAACCACAGGAAGAUUUUUUUGCCCGGACUCACAGAUAGCUGUGAGAAGGACCUGAGAAGGACCCCACGCCUGGCACCAGAGACCCUCCAAUCCUCAUGGCCUCUGGAGUAUUGAGGAGGAGACACUUCAUCCAGGAAGCCACUGAGUAUCUGCAGGACUCAGCAAGCAGAAGAGACCUGCAGCUCCUGUUGGCCAAAGAUGACGCCUGGAAGGUGUUGGUGGCAGAGGCUGGAUUGUCCAGGGAUGAGGAAGCUGCACUGUGUAAGCUGCUCCUAGGGCUCCCAGCCCUGGGGGACAAAGAGCAGCUUCAACAAGAGCCGCAAGACAGGAAGAGGUUUCUGGAAGCUUUUCCUGAGUUGAAAAGGAAGCUGGAGGGAAACAUCAGGAAGCUCCGAGCUCUGGCUGACCACCUUGACCAGGUGCACAGAGCCUGUACCAUCUCCAACCUGGUGACCAACUCCACCAGCACUGCCUCUGGAGUCCUGGGCAUCCUGGGUAUAGCUCUGGCUCCUGUGACAGCAGGCGGCAGUCUGCUGCUCUCAGCCACUGGGCUGGGGCUGGGGGCAGUGGCUACUGUGACUGGUGCCGCCACUGUAGUUGUGGAGGAAUCAAGCAAGUGGGCAGAUGAGGCUGAAGCCAGGCGCCUGAUGUCAGACACCAUGGACGUUAUGAAGACGCUUCUUGUCCUGGGAGAGAUUGCAUUCAAACUUUCUAAAAGCUCCUAUGGUGUCUGCAAAAAUUUGAAAACUUUAGGACAAAGCAUUCAUGCCAUUAGGGCAGCCAGAGCCAACCCUAACUUAGUGGCAAAUGCCAAGCUCCUUAUGAUGACUAGAAGAAUCCCUGCCCAACGAGCUAACCAGAUGCAGAAUGUCUUUGAGGGCACUGCUCUGGCAAUGACUAAAAAAGGCAGAAUCAGAGGUGCCGCUGUUGCGGGUGCCUUCCUUGCACUGGAUGUGCAUUGCCUUGUAAGGGACUCAAUGCAUUUAUAUGAGGGAGCAAAAUCAGAGUCGGCUGAAGAUCUGCGGGCCCUGGCUCAGGAGCUGGAGGAGAAGUUGAGAGAGAUUGACCAGAUCCACAAGACCCUCUAGGUGCCUGUGACAGCCUCCCCCAGCUACAUGGAGGUCAAUGGAGAUGAUCUGGACAGAUUUGAGGCACUAAGACAUCUUGUUAGAAGAGGAUUGAGGUAGUUAGUUUUAACUGUCAUCUUGACACCAUCUAGAAUCAUGUCAGAAGAGAGUUUCAGUGAGGGAUUAUCUAGCUUGAGCUGUCCUGUGGACAUGUCUGGGAAAGAUUUUUCUGCAUGAUUCUAAAUGAGGUGGGUAAAUUCCUCCACCAUGGGGGGGGGGCACUAUUCACUGAGUAUGGGUUCUGAACUGUCUAAGGGAAAGCAGGCUGAGCACCAAUAAGCAUGCGUAAAUUCAUUUCUCAUUACUCUGGACCGUGGAUGCACUGAGGUAUCUGCUUUGAGUUCCUGCCUUGACUUCCUCACAGUGAUGGACUACAGACAGCCUGGGACUGUAAGCCGAAUGAAAGCUUUCUCUUCUCCCUGGCUUCUGUCAGGUAUUUAUCACAGCACCAGAAGUGAAGGUUGGAAAGCAGAGAGUGUGGGAUUGAGUCCACAGAACCAAGUGUUGAGCAGUGUGUAGUUCUGUGUCUCACUGUAUAGUUAAUAUGGACGGACUGAGUGUCAAAGAAAGAUGUGACAGCAGCCUGAACCGAGGGACCAGAGAGGACUAGAGAAUAUGGGGAUGGGUCUAAAACCACACGGUGGUUUGUGGGUAUGAACAGAGAGGGCUGUGCUGGUGAUGAGAAGCCAAGGAAAC